Betta splendens (Siamese fighting fish) is the source of this 1526-nucleotide messenger RNA. It is a transcript of the gene mrps30, whose product is annotated as mitochondrial ribosomal protein S30. The record is from RefSeq and is a predicted model, not a curated record. Lineage: Eukaryota; Metazoa; Chordata; Actinopteri; Anabantiformes; Osphronemidae. The coding region runs from base 66 to 1361 and encodes 431 amino acids. Gene Ontology annotation, cellular component: mitochondrial large ribosomal subunit; mitochondrion; ribosome. Gene Ontology annotation, biological process: translation. Gene Ontology annotation, molecular function: structural constituent of ribosome. The transcript is spliced from 5 exons.
UGUGUGGGGCUGCUACAUUUCUUGUCACCGGAAGUGGAAAAAAGAGCUAACGCUAGAGGAGAAACAUGGCGGCCCGCACAAGGCUGUCCUUGCUGGUCGUUCAAAACCGGCCUCUGCUUGGAUACCGCAGGUUUGUCCACGCCGAGCUAGCGGCCAGUGAACCCACGUAUCCUGCCAUCGUCCCUUCUCUCACAGCUAAAAGCAAAUCUGCCCGACGGCGACAAGUCGAGGAGCAGGUCAAAAAGAUCUGCGCCUCCUCGGUGCAGGAGAAGAUCGCCCUCAUCACUCGCAUCCAACGGAAGAAGUUUGUGGUUCAUCCUCAGACGUUUGUUCGGGGCGCAGACAGGUGGUACCAGCACUUUACCAAAACCGCCUAUAUCCCGGGCCUACCCGACAAAUUCAACCAGGGUCAGGAGACGGUGGCGAGCGAGGAUGGGUCACCGCCAUCCGCAGCGCGCACCUCGAUACCCGGACUGGAUGAUGAUGCGUUCGCGGACGUUCGCGCUUUGGUGAGCCGUGCGAUCUUACAGGAGCACUGGCAGCUGAGGAAACGCAAACCGUUCCUCUACCGACAGCAGGAAGAGACGGUCGGACCUGUUCUGAGGAACCUGGUGACCGGACUCACCUACAGCCUGGCCAAACACAACCCGCUGCUCCAGCUCUCCAGUCUGGAUAUAAAUGAAAAGGUGCACUUUUAUUGGAGAAGAGGAGAGAGAAUCAUCCCAAAAGGGCACCGGAGAGGCCGACUGGAGCCGACCAGGUUUCAGAUCGACGACCGCCCUCACAGUCAGAUCAGGGUCACGCAGCAGCUUCCGCAGUUUACCCCACUGGAGGCCUCCUAUUCUGCAGAGGUUCCAAAGAUCACUCUUGCUCCCAACGUUAUGCCUCUGUUCAGAAGACAGUAUGACAACAACAUCUUCACAGGUGCUAAGCUGCCGGAUCCAGCUUGUUAUGGUCACACUCAGUUCCACUUGGUUCCCGACGGAUACCACAGAGACCGUAUGGCUCGAAAACAGCAGUCUGACCAGGUCGAGGUCUUCCUCAGAGCCAAUGGUCUCGCCAGCCUCUUCGCCUGGACAGGAGCUCAGGCCAUGUACCAGGGUUUCUGGAAUCAUGAGGAUGUCACCAGGCCUUUUGUGUCCCAGGCUGUGAUCACCGAUGGCCACUUCUUCUCCUUCUUCUGCUAUCAGCUCAACACAGUUGCCCUCUCUGAGGACACGGAUGCUGACAACCCCAGGAAAAAUCUCCUGUGGGGCACAGAGAGCCUGCGAUUGUACGACAGUGUGCAGGACGGCACGGUGGUGGGCCUUAAUGAUGGCGUGAUCAGGCUUCUGGUUCAGUUCCUCAUGAACCGCCCGUAGUUUAUUUUUCUUGGCCACUGAAAACAUCUUGGGAGAUUCUACUCAAAAUAAUGCUCUUCACGUUAUAUAUUCUUUGUAAAUGUAAAAAAAUGUAGACAAAUCUGGGUAACACAAUAUCGAAACAGCUCUUGUUUAAAAGUAAUUAAAUACUGUGCACAACCUGGA